Molecule: messenger RNA, 1872 nt
Organism: Exophiala spinifera
Lineage: Eukaryota; Fungi; Ascomycota; Eurotiomycetes; Chaetothyriales; Herpotrichiellaceae
Exons: 4
Coding region: 1-1872 (623 amino acids)
Biological process (GO): secondary metabolite biosynthetic process
Molecular function (GO): oxidoreductase activity, acting on CH-OH group of donors; flavin adenine dinucleotide binding
Source: RefSeq, a predicted model, not a curated record
AUGUCUUUCCUUGGGGGAUGGCAUGCGUCUGCCGUUUUGGCAUUAGCACUGAGUGCAGUUUCAACUGCCAUAGCCUUACCUGAAGGCUCAGGAAGCAAUGACACACCCAGUACACUGAACUGCUCAGAACAACAAUUCGACUAUGUGAUUGUUGGUGGAGGGUUGUCGGGUCUUGUCGUUGCCAAUCGACUGUCCGAAAACAGCAAAGUCUCGGUUCUUGUUCUUGAGUUUGGGCCCUUCGAUAGAAGCAACACGACUCUCUGGCCGGUCAACGCACAGUCCCUCAAUACGAAAGAUAUGUUCAAUAUAACCUCGGCGCCGGAGCCAGGCCUGGACGGUCAGAGGUACCCUGUCUUUGCAGGAGCAGUGCCUGGCGGCGGUUCGACAGUCAAUGGAAUGGAAUUCGAUCGCGCUUCUUCCAGUGACUAUGAUUUCGAAGCAUUGGGAAAUCCUGGCUGGAACUGGAAUGGUCUCUUCCCCUAUUUUAAAAAGAGUACCGACUUCACGCCACCUCCUCCAGCUAUCGAAGCAAUGUACAACUACACUUGGAAUGAAGCUGCUUAUGGGAAAGGUCCUUUGCAGGCCUCUUUCCCAGAUUUCCAGUAUCCUGACAAUUUCCCGUUCUUUAGUGCGUUUAAAGAACAAGGCGUUCCCUUCAUCAAGGAGCAUGCACUCGGUAAUGCUACUGGCGUUUUCUUCACGCCAGCAUCCGAAGAUCCUAAGAAGAAAACCAGGUCAUCAUCUCUCAACGCAUACUACGACCCUGUCUCAAGCCGCAAGAACUUGAAAAUGCUGGCCCAAUAUCAGGUCACCGAGGUCGUCUUUGAUGGUAACCUUACCGCCCAAGGUGUCAAAGCAACAGAUAGGACCAGCGGCAACCAGUAUCAAUUCACGGCCACAAAGGAAGUUAUUCUGGCAGCAGGUGGCGUUCAUACACCACAUGUUCUUCAGCUUAGCGGUGUUGGUCCUAAGGAUGUUCUGACGGCCGCCGGCGUUACCGUCAAGCUUGAUUUCCCUGCCGUUGGAAGUAAUUUCCAGGAUCACCCUACCGCAUAUCUCAACUGGAAUGUAAGCAACCGCUUUCCAUAUCCGGGCAUACUCCAGGAAAAUGCUACAUACAAUGCAGAAGCACUUGCUUUGUACCUCAACAACCUGACUGGGCCUUAUACCAAGGCUCAAGCAAACAGCGCUGCCUUCCCGACUCUCGACAUGAUCACCAAAGACGGUAGUUCGAUCAUUUCGUCGCUUUUGGCGCAAGAGCCUAGUCAAUAUCUGCCUCCGAUCUACAACAACAGCCAGCAGCUAUUGGCGGGCUUCCUUGCGCAGCGCAAACUCCUCGCCUCCCAGAUCGCGACCGGCAGUGUGGCUGUCAUGGAGCUGCCAUUCGGGGGAUCAGGUUCACUCCCAAACGCGAUCGAGAAACCGCUGAGCAGAGGCACGGUGCAUCUGAACGCUAGUGACCCGCAGGGGGAGCCAGUUGUCACAUUUUACGCGUUCACUAACCCAGUCGACAAGGUAAUACUCGGCAAAAUGGUCAAUUUCACUCGUGGGAUCAUGUCCAGCGAUGCGCUUACUUAUCUGGACCCUAUCGAGACUGUGCCUGGACCGCAAUUCCAAACUGAGGAUGAAAUCUUCAACCAGUUGUUGGCAGCCUCGGCGUUGAACCCUUCAUUUGCGCACCCGAGUUGCUCGUGCCCGAUGAUGCCACAAGAUCUUGGAGGUGUGGUCAGCUCGGAUCUGCUCGUGUAUGGCACGAAUAAGCUCAGCAUUGUGGACUGCUCGAUCUUGCCCAUCAUUCCUGCGGCGCAUUUGCAGGCGACCAUGUAUGCGGUAGCCGAAAAAGCAGCUGACAUUAUCAAAAGUCGUGAUUGA